AUGCUAUCUUCUGUUUACCUGGGUAGUUUAUAUUUUGAAACACCAACUUAUCAUCAGGUGAAGGUUGUGCAUAUCUGUGAAGCAACAUUGGCCAAGCGGUUGAUCGAAUUCGAGAAUACACAAUCAGGGAGCUUAACUAUUGAGGAGUUCAACAAGAAGGCAGAGGAGUUUGAAAGAGAAGAAAGAUCAAUCAAACAACCAAAUAUUGGGUUGGAAGCAGUAGGGACAAGUGAACUGCUUUGUGGACAUAAAAGUGGAGAGCUUCCUUUUGCACAUGGAUUGUGUAAAAAUUGUUAUUAUGAUUUCAUUAAAAUUUCAGGAGGGCUCGAGGGAGGAUCAGAACCUCCAGCUUUCCAGCGUGCUGAGAGGGAAAGAACAAUGAGAAAAGAAGAUGUUUCUCAGAAUGCUGAUGAUUCGAGUUUUGUUACAUCUGCCUGCCAAAACAACAGUAAACAUUUAAAUGUACCGACUGAUGGCAAUUUUAACUUUUUUCUUUUCACGUAG
This is a messenger RNA of Ilex paraguariensis (yerba mate), 504 nucleotides long. The record is from the annotation of a GenBank genome assembly. Lineage: Eukaryota; Viridiplantae; Streptophyta; Magnoliopsida; Aquifoliales; Aquifoliaceae.